Hippocampus comes (tiger tail seahorse) is the source of this 2987-nucleotide messenger RNA. RefSeq names its product tubulin folding cofactor E-like b (gene tbcelb). NCBI's taxonomy places the organism in Eukaryota, Metazoa, Chordata, Actinopteri, Syngnathiformes, Syngnathidae. Gene Ontology annotation, biological process: mRNA splicing, via spliceosome. The coding region runs from base 147 to 1454 and encodes 435 amino acids. The record is from RefSeq and is a predicted model, not a curated record. The transcript is spliced from 9 exons. Gene Ontology annotation, molecular function: U2 snRNA binding.
UCACUUCCGGCAUCCACUGACAGUCCACCAGCGAAAAGAAAACACAAACAUAACAUAGCGAGUGGCUUCCGGAUAGGUUCACGCAGGGGCAUGUGAUCGGACGCGCUGUUGAAAAGCGGCUCUGCCCACAUCAAAGGGCAAAGACAAUGGAUCAGUCCUACGAUGAAGAGGAGGCUCGCACCUUUGUGCAGGUCAUCAGCGACAAGUACAACACGGAGAACUUCCCGUACGGCCAAGGCGUGGGCGUUGUGGUGCUGCCCUCGCCCCCUGGGUCACCCACCAAAGGUCGCCUGUUCUUACCCAGCGUGCUAGUUUUGAACGACUGCGGCAUCAAAAAGGCGGGCGACAAGUCCAACAUCGCCGCUUUCUGCGCCCAUGUGGUCGAGCUGGACCUGUCCUACAAUGAGAUCCACGACUGGGCCGAGAUCUGUGCCAUCGUUUCCAACGUCCCUCGCCUAAACUUCCUCAACCUGAGCAUGAACCCGCUAAGCGGCGCCACGCUGGAGCCGUGCAUGGCCGAGGUGUUCGCCCGGGUGCGGCGGCUCGUCCUCAUCAACACGCACGUCAGCUGGGAAACCGUGCACGCGCUCACGCAAAACACGCCCGAGCUGGUGGAGCUCUUCCUUUGCCUGAACGACUACCACGUCGUGUCCCAGUCCUGCACGUCCUGCCCCUCCCUGCGACUGCUGCAGAUCACCGACAACCACCUGCGCGACUGGGCGGAAGUGCGCAAAUUCGGACAGAUGUACCCCAGCCUCAGCGAACUGGUGCUGGCCAACAACAACGUGGAGUGCGUGGGCGACACCCGGGAAGCGCUGCAGCGCCUCUUCCCCAACUUACGCUGCAUCAACCUCAACAACUCAGGACUGAGCAAGUGGGAGGACAUCGAGAGGCUGAAUUUCCUCCCCAAGCUCCGAGAACUGAAAGUGAUGGGGAUUCCGCUGUUGCAGCCAUACAGCACACAAGAGCGCCGCAGCCUCCUUUUAGCACAGCUGCCAAAUGUCUUGGUGCUGAAUGGGGGUGCGGUGUCCGAAAACGACAGGGAAGCUGCUGAGAGGGUCUUCAUCCGAUACUACCAGGACUGUCCGGAGCAGGAGCGCCCGCACAGGUACAGCGAGCUGGUAUCCAAGUACGGCCAACUGGCGCCAUUGGCCGACGUGGACCUGAGCCCCCGCUGCACAAUGGUGGACGUGCGCUGGGGCGACAGGGUGGAGGCGGUCAGCCUCCGCCUGGAGCAGACGGUGGGCGAACUGAAGAAGCAGCUGAGGGCGCUUCUCCAGCUGCCCAGCAACGGGGUCCGGCUCUUCUACAUCAACCGGGAAAUGUCUGCGGUCUUCGGACCGGAGGAAUUGAAGUGCGGCUUCCGGGCCCUCCACUCGUACAGCAUUCGAGAUGGAGACGAGAUCCUCAUAGUCCCCAAGGUGAAAAGCCGCUGUAGCUCCUCACAUCUCUGAGGUAGGACUCUUGGAUAUUUUGUUUUGGGUUUUUUUGGGUGGGGUUCCACAGGACUCGCUGAACACUUAACUGGAUUAGCUUUGACUUGAAUUUGUCAUUUUAUGCAACAAAAUGUUGGGGCUGGGUUGCACCGUGUUUACCAAAAACUGCUGAGGCCUUGCGAGUUUUGGUUGCUUUGCCUCAAUGAAAGCGGUUUCGAUCAUCGAUAUUCGCGCACUAACCGGGAUAAAAGAUGGAGGCAGGCAGGGCUACCAGAAAGUUGCUUGUAAUUUUGGCUCAGAUGGCUGUUCGACUUGUUUACUGCAAAAGUGUUUUUGCUCAGGUGCGUACAAUUUCGAUAUGUCAUUCUUAAAAGCUACUGAUUGCAAAAGAGUCCACCUCGUUUAUGCUGAAGUGAUUGCAGCCACUUGAUCAAACAAUUACGACAAUUUUUUUUUUUCGCCCCCGAAUUGAGCAUCCUUGCCUUCCUGCAGAGUCCCUCCCAGACUUGAUGGUAACCAAACACCCGUUGUAGUGUCAGGUCACUUCCUCUGUAUCUACCGGGCUGGCUCGCCAGCGGGUUGGCGGGAGGGGCGUCGACCACCCGUCGGACUGAAUGCCACCGUUCUUCCAUCACCCCGCACAAACCUGACACCUCCAGUGUCCGCUCUUUCACAGGAUGCGGGGUCCCGACCUCUCCCACUGGCUCACGUUGGCCUUCCAAAUCAAAAGACAGAAAAUGGAAUACCCACCAACAUGCGGGAAAUUCGAUUCUUAAGACCAGAACCUUUCUGGCAAACUUGCGUCAUAUUUCUGCGAGGAGCUUCUUGGUGUUUUGGUGUAUUUGUACGGACAACACACUCGUCUCGCACAAAAAGUUCACGUUACCUCGACUUUUGAAUAUGUCCCGAGAUGGCAGGAAACUGAAAAUCUGGGUGAGGUUUGGUGGACAUUAUUGGCUGGCAUUUGGUGAACACUACUGUGGGUUGUAACGUGAAUUGUUUGCCAUACGGUGUUGGUUGUUUGUUUGUUUGUUUUUUAUAUAUGCUGAUAAUUGCUUUUAAUUGUGUAUAAAAUGUGACGCUCAACACUGUGCACAUGAGAAUUUAUUACAAUUUUGUACAAAUCUUAAUUUGUACUCGUGCUUGAAUUAUCGCCCAGAAACAUACACACACACACGCACACGCACACGCACACGCAUUUGAAAUAUAUUUGUCAUAUUGGGCCUUUUCACUGAAUUACUUUCCGAUCCGUUCUGAAAUGUUAACAAAAAGUCACUUUGUUUACCUUUGAAAUUUUUACUACGGUAAAUUUUCACAAGAACAAGUUACACCCUCACUUAAGCAAGAUUUCAAAUAUAAGUCGCCAACGUGUAAUGGUUUCACUUGUGCUAUGCCGGUGUAUUAAUUUAUAUUUUUGGGAUCCUUGUUGUCAGCGGUGACUUCAUUUUUGUGUGUUCCAUUUCUCAGUCAUGAUCAUGAUGCCAUUUUCACAGCUCGAUGUAUAAUUUAGCUUUGGCUUCUCUUGAAGAAAUAAAUUCUGAACCGAUCCUA